UGAUUCUCAAGGUAGUUCUGAUGGUGGUUCAUGCUGACGCAGCUCUGGCUGCGGGUGACUCCGAAAUCUUCAAAGCCAAUGAUUCCUCGAGAGAGACUCUUACUAUAGAAGAAGCGAUUGAUCGUGUUGUUGUCAAAGUGACUUUGAAAAUGGUGUUGAUAUUUGGUGCUGCGUGCUUAACGAUCGUUAACACUGGUUCUGCUACGUACUUGACAGUUUUCACCGGCCACAUCCCUUACAACGAAUGGACUUGUCUGUCUAAAACAUGUUCUAAUCUCCUGAUAUCAGCUGGGUCUUCUGAAGACUUCUACUCUUACGAAAACAUGUGCAAAAAUGAUUUAGUCGCAGGAUCAGACUUCAAGUGGACAUCGAAGAUGAAAACCUUUUCCAUGGAAUGGGACUUUUACUGUAAAAAUGAAGCUAAGUUGUCUGUGUUAUCCAGUGUAUUCUUUAUAGGCACAUUUCUCGGUCUUAUUUGCUCUACUGGUUUGUAUGAGAGGCUAGGCCGAAAGAGAGGAGCAACAAUAGGCAGCUUUAUGGUAUUGGUUGCCGUUUCUGUCAGUUCUGUCGCUAACAAUUAUUUGGUCUUGCUUCUCCUCCGUCUGAUAUACGGAUUAGGGCAAAGUAUUACUUACAUGGGAUCGUACUGUUGGAUUGUUGAACUGGCACCUACAUAUCUGAGAAACCAUAUCAGUAAUCUCUACACUCUUGGGUGGUCUGUUGGGGUUUUUGCGCUGAUUGGAAUCAGCUACUUUAUUCAUCAGUGGCAAUAUGUUUAUGUAGCUGUUGCCUGCGUGAAUGCUGUUGCAAUUCUUCCCUUCUUUUUACUUCCUCUCCCUGAGUCCCCGAGGUUCUCCUUGAUGAAGGGUAGAGAGGAAGAAGCGAAGAAAACUCUACGGCUACUGGCCAAAAUGAAUGGCAGCAAAGUCUCCCUUGACAAUGUUGAUUUGGUUUAUGAAGAGAGGAAUCAGUCCUACCUACAGCAGGUCAAAGAUUUCAAAUACCACCCAACUAUGCUAAAGGAGACUCUCAUCGGAAUGAUUGCUUGGUUCAGUGCUGCCGUGGUUUCUUACAGUUAUCAGUUUGGAUGGAGCAAGAUGGGCAAUGAUCUGCACAGUAUCUACUGUUUUUCAUCUCUGGGUGAGGGGAUAUCUUUUGUAAUCUGUGUUCCCUGCUGCCAAUAUCUCGGACGUAAAAGGGCUACACUCUUCUUCUUUGCACUGGUUAUUGUCAUGAAUGCGAUCGCCUCGCUGGACAUCAAGUUCACCCAUGAUUGGAGUCUAGAAACAUUGGCCAGCAUUAUUGGAAGCAUGGGAUCUGGAGCUGCUUUCAUCAUGAUGUACUUGUAUUCUGGAGAAUUAGCUCCGACAUCACACCGGGGCAUGAUAAUGUGUCUCUGCUCCAGCUGUGCCAGGAUAGGCAGCUUCAUUGGUCCCUACAUUAACUUGCUGUAUGGGCUGACAGACAGGAGGGUGCCUUUAGCCCUGUUUGCGGGUUUAUCUUUGCUGGCAUGUGUGGCGGUCUGGUUCCUUCCUGACACCACGGGAAGAUCUGUUCCUGAAACUCCUGGAGAUGUUGAUAUAUUAUCAAGGAAGAAGAAGCUAGAAGGACAGGACGAGGAUAAAGAAGCGAAACACGUAGUGGUUAACAAACUCAAUAGCUGUGAACAAAAAUAGACUUUCUUUGUUUAUCUUAAAAUAUAAUCGUAUGUUUCAUUAAACCAAACGAUCAUUUCAAUCUAUUUAAUCGAUUUGAGCCAGUACGAUACUUGAUAGUAUUCUGGAGGUUAUUUAAAAGGCUAAUGAACAGCUUCAUACUUUAUAUAAUUUAAUUUAGGUCGUUGAGCCAGCCGGGACCGCUUAUCGCUAUCAGUUAUCAUUAGAUUGCAGUCUAAUCCAUUAUCUCGGAUGGAUUAUGGUUGCAAAUUUUCGAAUUUAUCCCCUGAUUUCUAAACACCAAUAUAAUUUACUAAAAAGCUGAGGUAUUGCUAAAUUACUUUUUCCGAAUAUUAUUUUUACUUGAUACCGAAUUAUUGAGUGAUAACUAACAAUAAUGUAACGUGAAUCGUGAAUUAUUGCAACCGUUCUCAGCUCAGUAAUGGAUUUAACAUUGAUUGAAAUCAAGGCAAGAAAAUGUUCUUUCUUGAAACUUACAUGUAGACUGUAAAGACACUCGCAUGCAUAAAAAUAUUUUUCCCGGUUUGAAUUGUUUUAAAGUGUUCAUUUCCUCAUGCUAGAACAUUAAGCAAUUUAAAGUCUGUGGUAGCAUUUGACAGAUAGUUAAGAAGA
This is a messenger RNA of Bolinopsis microptera, 2288 nucleotides long. Its product is annotated as solute carrier family 22 member 2-like. The record is from RefSeq and is a predicted model, not a curated record. Gene Ontology annotation, biological process: transmembrane transport. The transcript has a single exon. Gene Ontology annotation, molecular function: transmembrane transporter activity. NCBI's taxonomy places the organism in Eukaryota, Metazoa, Ctenophora, Tentaculata, Lobata, Bolinopsidae. The coding region runs from base 21 to 1676 and encodes 551 amino acids. Gene Ontology annotation, cellular component: membrane.